This is a messenger RNA of Homalodisca vitripennis (glassy-winged sharpshooter), 589 nucleotides long. Its product is annotated as histone H2B-like. Bases 1 to 453 code for a protein of 150 amino acids. Gene Ontology annotation, molecular function: structural constituent of chromatin; DNA binding; protein heterodimerization activity. The transcript is spliced from 2 exons. Gene Ontology annotation, cellular component: nucleosome. The record is from RefSeq and is a predicted model, not a curated record. Lineage: Eukaryota; Metazoa; Arthropoda; Insecta; Hemiptera; Cicadellidae.
AUGCCUCCACAGCUUGGUGGACCAACUGCAGCCGAUCUAACCGCAAGUCACUUCAGACCACCCAAAACAAGGCCCUCCGAUCCAUCACCCGGCAACCAGGUGAAGGACGUGGCAGCAGAGUGGUUUAGUGCGAAGAACAUCACCAAGGGCGACAAGAAGAAGAAGCGCAGGAGGAAGGAGAGUUACGCCAUCUAUAUCUACAAGGUACUGAAAACAGGUCCACCCGACACCGGCGUCUCCAGCAAGGCCAUGUCCAUCAUGAACAGCUUCGUGAACGACAUAUUCGAGCGCAUAGCCGCCGAAGCGUCCCGCCUGGCCCACUACAACAAGCGGUCGACCAUCACGUCGCGGGAGAUCCAGACCGCCGUCAGGCUCCUGUUGCCCGGCGAGUUGGCCAAGCACGCCGUGAGCGAGGGUACCAAGGCAGUGACCAAGUACACCAGCUCCAAGUAAGCCGGCCGGCCAGCGCCGCAACGAGCGAGCCCGCUCCGCACAAACGGCCUUUCUAAAGGCCACCAAUAACUCGUUCGUUUUCGCUUAUUUUACCGCUUAUAGUUGUAAAACCGAUGAUAACCUGGUUGUUUCAAGU